Messenger RNA from Durusdinium trenchii, 1573 nucleotides. The record is from the annotation of a GenBank genome assembly. Lineage: Eukaryota; Dinophyceae; Suessiales; Symbiodiniaceae.
UUCAUGGUCUGCGUGCGGCACCUGUCGGGGGAGCUCAAGCCGUGUCCCUUUUUUGUCGGUUGGACAGCGGAGUGGUGGCUCAAACGGGGUGGGGUGCCUUGGGGGUUGGACCGAAACAGGACGUGACGUUCGGACGUGCCGUUGGACGGCGGAAGCUUCUGAUCACCCCGAUGAUCUCCCGGAAGGUCGUUGAAGAUGAAGAGGGGUCAAAGAGUUUGGUGGUUGGUCACUGGCUGGCUGGCUUGCUUUGUCACGCAAACAUACAGUACGCAAACUUCAACGUUCAAGCUUUGUAUUGCUAGCUCCUUCACAGCAUGUGGCACCGCCAUAGCUUCCUGGUGGGAAUCUAUGUGGCACUCUUAUGUCCCUUGUUAUUUGAUGUGUCACAGACUGGUUCAGCAUACUGGGCACUGCUGAGUUAUCGCUCUUCGAGUGAUCGAUACCCAAAGCUCCAGACUCAUAUGUAAGGCGGAUCACAUGCUGCGUAUGGACAUUUGUUUUCUCCCAACAGAUUGCCGGGGCAUGCCGGGGCUAUGUCUAAGCUAUGCUCACCGGUGUGUCCGUCAGGCGGGAGUCGUGGGUGGAAGUGGACCGAAACUUCCUGGGCUAUUUGCACAUGAGUGAAGUUGAACGGAUCCUGCUCGCCAUCCCUCAGCCGGUGGGCUUCAACGGCUGUAAGAAGAAGCAGAUGUUCCGCCACAUGAUGCAGCUACAGGUCCAUGAGGGCAGUACCUUGGCCUACCGCGAUGUGGUGAAGUUGGUCGCACAGCGCUCGGUCGCCUUUCUCAGCGCAGAGAGCAAAGGCGACUUCAACCAGGUUCGCCUCGAUGAGGAGGCGUUGCGCACCUGGAAUGGCGCCUUCCCGGAAUUGCCUGCAGAGUACGGUACGGAUGCGGUUCUCAUUGCGCAUAUUGUCAUUGCAAGGAGAGUUGCCAUUUACAUACGAAAGAAGCGCUGGGAGUGGAAGCAGAAGAGCCGGCAUGGCCAGGGGGCGCUGCGGAACUUGCGCAGGGCAGCGGCCACCUCAGGUGCCGGCGUGCGCAAGGGCCGCAGCGGCUCGUCGCCGCGCAGCGGCGGAUCGCCGCGGAGCGGCGGGUCGCCCUAUCCCUCGGAAGGCGGGAGAUUGAUGACUGGCAGGAUGCGAUUUACGACAUGGAGAUGCAGAUCGGGUCCCGCUUGCCCCUCUGGGAGAAGUCCUUGGACCCCGGGCCUCCAACCUCCAUCCUGGUGAGCCAGUUGGCGCCGGACGAUACGAAGCAGGCGCAUCAGAACCGCAAGCUGCCGCAGCUCUCUCCCUUGAAGUGGCCCCCAGCAGAGCUGGAGCGGUAUCAGCCGGAGGAGCAAGUGACCUUCACGAAUGAGGAGAGCGUGAUUUGGGCAAAGGUGGCUGGCUUGGCGCACAUGGGGGAGUUGCCGAAGUCCACCUGGAAGUGAGGCCAAAGCGCCUCCGACCUCCCAACGCCUGAGCUGCCGUGAGGCGUGCGGAGUGCGGCGAAGCCGGCCGCACGCCGGCGACGCGUGGGACGGGUUAACGAGUCACCUGGGGUCGGGGUCGACACUGCCUCGAUCGGCC